Cicer arietinum (chickpea) is the source of this 3876-nucleotide messenger RNA. RefSeq names its product putative ABC transporter B family protein. Gene Ontology annotation, molecular function: ATP hydrolysis activity; ABC-type transporter activity; ATP binding. Gene Ontology annotation, biological process: transmembrane transport. NCBI's taxonomy places the organism in Eukaryota, Viridiplantae, Streptophyta, Magnoliopsida, Fabales, Fabaceae. Gene Ontology annotation, cellular component: membrane. The record is from RefSeq and is a predicted model, not a curated record.
CUCACUCUUCUUUGUUACUUAGAAGCUAGUUAGGUUCUCACACACCAAGACUUAAUAAGCUAGCUAGAAAAUUAAGGAGAGCAAAAUGAGUUCUAAAAAAGAGGGGGUGAUAAGGAAAAAAGAGGGAGGUUCAAUAAGCAUAAUUUUGAGAUAUGGUGAUUGGAUUGAUGUAGUUUUAAUGUUGAUGGGUUCUUUGGGAGCAAUUGGAGAUGGAAUGUCAACAAAUGUUUUGCUUCUUUUUGCAAGUCGUAUUAUGAACAGCUUAGGUAAUAGGAACAACAACAAUAGUGACACUUCCAUGUCCGAGGUUGAAAAGUGCAGCUUAUAUUUUGUCUACUUGGGAUUGGCAGCCAUGGUGGUGGCUUUCAUGGAAGGCUAUUGUUGGAGCAAAACAAGUGAGAGACAAGUGUUGAGAAUUCGUUACAAGUAUUUGGAAGCUGUUCUUAGACAAGAAGUUGGGUUUUUUGAUUCACAAGAAACAAAUACUUCUGAAAUCAUUAAUAGCAUAUCAAAGGACACUUCACUUAUACAAGAAGUUCUUAGUGAAAAGGUGCCAUUAUUUUUGAUGCAAUCAUCAUCAUUCAUAUCAGGAAUAGCAUUUGCAACAUAUUUUUCAUGGAGGUUGGCUUUAGUAGCAUUUCCAACUCUACUGUUGCUAAUUAUACCUGGCAUGAUUUAUGGAAAAUAUUUAAUUUAUUUAUCAAAAUCAUUAAUGAAAGAGUAUGGAAAAGCAAAUGCAAUUGUGGAACAAGCACUAAGUUCAAUAAAAACAGUGUAUUCAUUCACAGCUGAAAAGAGAAUAAUGGAAAAAUAUUCAGAAAUAUUAGAUAGAACUUCAAGACUUGGAAUCAAACAAGGAAUUGCAAAGGGUCUUGCUAUUGGAAGCAUUGGUUUGUCUUUUGCAAUAUGGGCUUUUCUUGCUUGGUAUGGAAGUCAUUUGGUUAUGUAUAAAGGUGAAAGUGGUGGAAGAAUCUAUGCUGCUGGAAUUUGCUUCAUUAUGAGUGGAUUAUCAUUGGGAGUGGUACUUCCUGAUUUGAAGUACUUCACAGAAGUAUCAAUAGCUGCAUCAAGAAUAUUUGCUAUGAUUGAUAGAAUAGCUGAAAUUGAUGGUGAAGACACAACAAAAGGAAUCACAUUACAAAACAUUAAUGGAAAAUUAGAUUUUGAGAAUGUAAAAUUCACAUACCCUUCAAGACCAGAAAGUAUAAUAUUAAAUAAUUUUAAUCUCAAAGUUGAGGCAGGGAAAAGUGUUGCACUAGUUGGUGCUAGUGGAAGUGGAAAAUCAACAGCAAUAGCAUUGUUACAAAGAUUUUAUGAUGCAAAUGAAGGUGUUGUUAGAGUUGAUGGUUUUGAUAUAAAGAGUUUACAAUUGAAAUGGAUAAGAGGGAAAAUGGGACUUGUGAGUCAAGAACAUGCAAUGUUUGGAACAUCUAUUAAGGAAAAUAUUAUGUUUGGAAAAAAUGAUGCUACUAUGGAUGAAAUUGUUGUUGCUGCCACAGCUGCUAAUGCUCAUAAUUUCAUUAGACAACUUCCUCAAGGCUAUGAAACCAAGAUUGGAGAAAGAGGUGCACUUCUUUCAGGAGGACAAAAGCAAAGAAUAGCAAUUGCAAGAGCUAUCAUAAAAAAUCCUGUAAUUCUUCUACUUGAUGAAGCAACAAGUGCACUUGACUCUGAAUCUGAAUUAUUGGUCCAAAAUGCCCUUGAUCAAGCCUCUAUGGGGAGGACUACUUUGGUUGUUGCUCACAAGCUAUCAACAAUUAGAAAUGCAGACCUCAUAGCAGUUAUGAGUAAUGGUUGCAUCAUUGAAACUGGCACACACAAUCAACUCAUCAACACUCCAAAUGGUCACUAUGCAAAAUUAGCAAAAUUACAAACACAAUUAAGCAUUGAUGACCAAGAUCAAAUUCAAGAACAAACUCUUCUUCUUUCUGCAGCAAAAAGUAGUGCAGGUAGACCAAGCACUGCAAGAUCAAGUCCAGUCAUUUUCCCAAAAUCACCAUUGCCUAAUGAUGAAACCAUAUCUCAUGUUUCUCAUCAUCCUCCACCUUCAUUUCCAAGGCUUCUUUCUUUGAAUUCACCUGAAUGGAAACAAGGACUAAUUGGAACACUCUCAGCUAUCGCCUUGGGUUCAAUCCAACCUUUAUAUGCAUUAACAAUCGGUGGUAUGAUUUCGGCUUUUUUUGCUAAAAGCCAUCAAGAAAUGAAACAUAGAAUCAUGAACUAUUCAUUCAUUUUCACUUCCUUAUCGCUCGCUUCGAUAGUACUCAAUCUCUUACAACAUUACAAUUUUGCUUAUAUGGGAGCAAAGUUAACAAAAAGAAUAAGAUUGUGUAUGUUGGAGAAAAUCUUAACCUUUGAAACUUCUUGGUUUGAUGAAGAAAAAAACUCUAGUGGAGCAUUAUGUUCAAGGUUGAGUAAUGAAGCUUCCAUGGUGAAAUCUCUUGUUGCUGAUAGACUCUCUUUACUUGUUCAAACAACUUCAUCGGUUGCGAUCGCGAUGAUCAUAGGACUUAUUGUAGCAUGGAAGCUUGCUCUUGUUAUGAUAGCUGUUCAACCACUUACAAUAGUAUGUUUUUACACAAGAAAAGUUUUGCUUUCGACGCUUUCGAAUAAAUUUGUUAAGGCGCAGAAUCGAAGCACGCAGAUCGCGGUAGAGGCUGUUUAUAAUCAUAGAAUUGUGACAUCAUUUGGAAGUAUUACAAAAGUUUUGAAACUGUUUGAUGAAGCUCAAGAGGAGCCAAGGAAGGAAGGUAGGAAGAAAGCUUGGCUGGCAGGCAUUGGAAUGGGAUCAGCUCAAUGCUUAACUUUCAUGUCAUGGGCUUUGGAUUUUUGGUUUGGUGGAAAAUUGGUGCAAAUGAGAGAGAUUUCAUCAGGUGAUGUGUUUAAGACUUUUUUUGUUUUGGUGAGUACUGGAAAAGUUAUUGCUGAAGCUGGUAGCAUGACUUCUGAUCUUGCUAAGAGUUCAACUGCUGUUGCAUCAGUGUUUGAGAUUCUUGAUAGACAAUCACUUAUUCCAAAGGAUGGAGAAGGAACUAACAAUGGCAUUAAGUUGGAAAAGAUGAGUGGAAAAAUAGAGUUAAAGAAUGUUGAUUUUUCUUAUCCAAGUAGGUCAAGGACACCAAUUUUGAAGAAUUUUUGCUUAGAGGUAAGGCCAGGAAAAAGUGUAGGACUAGUUGGAAAAAGUGGAUGUGGAAAAUCAACAGUUAUUUCCUUAAUUCAAAGAUUCUAUGAUGUUGAGAAAGGAUCAUUGAAAAUUGAUAAUGUGGACUUAAGGGAAUUAGAUAUUCAUUGGUAUAGACAACACACAGCACUUGUAAGUCAAGAACCUGUUAUAUAUUCCGGCACAAUUCGCGACAACAUCUUGUUCGGAAAGCAAGACGCGACGGAAAAUGAAGUGGUUGAGGCUGCUAGAGCUGCAAAUGCUCAUGACUUCAUAUCAUCAUUGAAAGAUGGAUAUGAAACAGAAUGUGGAGAAAGGGGAGUUCAAUUAUCAGGAGGACAAAAGCAAAGAAUAGCAAUUGCAAGAGCUAUAAUUAGAAAUCCAAUCAUACUUCUUCUUGAUGAAGCAACAAGUGCUUUAGAUGUUCAAUCAGAACAAGUUGUUCAAGAAGCACUUGAUAGGAUCAUGGUAGGAAGAACUACUAUUGUUGUGGCACAUAGACUUAACACAAUCAAAGAACUUGAUUCAAUUGCUUAUGUUUUAGAGGGUAAGGUUGUGGAACAAGGAACCUAUGCUCAACUUAGGCACAUGAGAGGUGCAUUUUUCAACCUUGCCAACCAUUAAAUCCAAAUUUAGUUCAUGUAAACAUUGAGGAACAUAAUAAAUAAUAAUGUUAAUAUUCAAAGUUUUUAUUAUAUGGUUCUCUCCCAAAUCCA